AAGCUCGCUUGGUUUCGACAGCUUCGAGAGAGUAGACGUGUUGUGACGUGCGCGCUAAAGGCAUCGUUGCGUGCCUCGAGUUGUUUGACAGAUGGAGGUGGAAGAGACCUCCGAGAGGGAUGAUUUCCAACUCAUCCCCGGAAAUCGGAAGCGGAAGAAGACCCCUGAGAAUGUGCUCAGCAACAACAAGCUCAUCCCGCUAGCGGAAAACGAAAACAACAACAAUGCCAGCCCAGCAGGAGGAGGAGACGCCCCGGCGGCUCCACCACCCGGUCAGUCGGCAGAACGCCGGAAACGGACCACAAAAUGGUGCGACUACGAAGGUUCUCGAGUGUCCCGGAAUGGGUCGUGUGGCGGCUUCAAAAUGACGGCGGGGUUUCGCAAAAAGGACUCGGCUCCGAUUGACCCGGGCACUGGAGCAACCAGCAGGACGGGAGAGUCGUUCUAUUAGGGGAGAUCUAGAUUUAAAAAUAACAAGCAAAGGGGGGGGGUCGAUGUUUUCGACUAUACUUCAGAACGCAUUACAGAGGGAGUUCGCUGAUCGGAAUUGCGGAUUUGAAUGGGCGAAUUUCGUCGUGUUUUCUUGUCGAACGGGCUUUGGGCCAAAUUGUGCUAAGAACGCAAUUUUGUGCAAUGCCUCACCUUUAGACAUUCA
Molecule: messenger RNA, 655 nt
Organism: Culex quinquefasciatus (southern house mosquito)
Lineage: Eukaryota; Metazoa; Arthropoda; Insecta; Diptera; Culicidae
Exons: 2
Coding region: 92-451 (119 amino acids)
Source: RefSeq, a predicted model, not a curated record